AUGCUGGAUGAAUGGGACGGGUCAGUCACUCUCCCGCAAUGGGCACGGAUAAAUCCGGCCGAAUCCGGAUUACGUGGACGUAUGGUCAACCGAGGCGGUGAAGGCGAAGCUGGCACCGGCGCUGCCUCGCGGGGAGCAAAACAACUGUUUCUUUCUUUGUUUGGACGCGGGAGCCGACGACGAGGACGACGACGACGAAGGCUGCUGCUCCCUCGAGCCCUCGCCGUUUGUACGCGGGGAGAGGGAGAGGCAGAGGAAAGAAAGCAGCAGGAGGAAGAGGAGGAGGAGGAGGCCCGAGAUGCGCUCGGGAGAUGGCGAUGGUUGGCUCGCUCGCUCAUUCGUUUGGAGGUUUCGACGUUUAUAGGGGGGCUCGUGGUGGUGGCGCGGUGGGUUGGGGAGGCAGGGUGA
Messenger RNA from Marchantia polymorpha subsp. ruderalis, 408 nucleotides. NCBI's taxonomy places the organism in Eukaryota, Viridiplantae, Streptophyta, Marchantiopsida, Marchantiales, Marchantiaceae. The record is from the annotation of a GenBank genome assembly.